AUGGCAGACCAACACGAGGUCGAUCUCGACUCUAUAAUCGACCGUCUACUUGAGGUGCGAGGCAGCCGGCCUGGCAAGCAAGUUCAGCUCCUUGAGGCUGAGAUCCGCUACCUCUGUACUAAGGCUCGUGAGAUCUUCAUUUCUCAGCCCAUCCUCCUCGAGCUUGAGGCCCCCAUUAAGAUCUGUGGUGAUAUUCACGGACAGUACUACGAUCUUCUCCGACUCUUCGAGUACGGUGGCUUCCCUCCCGAGGCCAAUUACCUCUUCCUCGGUGAUUAUGUCGACCGAGGAAAGCAAUCUCUUGAGACCAUCUGCUUGCUUCUCGCCUACAAGAUCAAGUACCCCGAAAACUUCUUCAUCCUUCGAGGUAACCACGAGUGUGCCUCCAUCAACCGUAUUUAUGGAUUCUACGACGAGUGCAAGCGUCGCUAUAACAUCAAGUUGUGGAAGACAUUCACCGACUGCUUCAACUGCCUUCCUAUCGCUGCUAUCAUCGACGAGAAGAUUUUCACCAUGCACGGUGGUCUGAGCCCUGAUCUCAACUCUAUGGAGCAGAUCCGCCGGGUUAUGCGCCCUACUGAUAUUCCUGACUGCGGUCUUCUCUGUGAUCUUCUGUGGUCUGAUCCCGAUAAGGAUAUUACUGGAUGGAGUGAAAACGAUCGAGGUGUUUCUUUUACUUUCGGUCCUGAUGUUGUCUCGCGUUUCCUCCAGAAACACGAUAUGGAUCUUAUUUGCCGAGCUCACCAGGUUGUUGAGGAUGGCUACGAAUUCUUCUCCAAGCGCCAGCUGGUCACACUAUUCAGUGCGCCCAACUACUGUGGUGAAUUCGACAAUGCUGGUGCUAUGAUGAGCGUCGACGAGAGUUUGCUGUGCUCUUUCCAGAUCUUGAAACCCGCUGAAAAGAAGCAAAAGUAUGUUCAAAAGAAUGGCAGCAAAAACACGCCAAUCAACUCCCCCUCCAAGAUGAAGAAAUGA
Messenger RNA from Fusarium pseudograminearum CS3096, 975 nucleotides. RefSeq lists its product as uncharacterized. Lineage: Eukaryota; Fungi; Ascomycota; Sordariomycetes; Hypocreales; Nectriaceae. Gene Ontology annotation, cellular component: nucleus; cytoplasm. Gene Ontology annotation, molecular function: protein serine/threonine phosphatase activity. The coding region runs from base 1 to 975 and encodes 324 amino acids. The transcript has 4 exons. The record is from RefSeq and is a predicted model, not a curated record.